ACGUGCCGAGCGCAUGCGCGCGAUCGUCUAUUUCAGUGGGUUUACAGUUGUUAUAAAAUUAUAUUUAUAUGGCAGUGGUGAUAAAACCGUGUAGUGACUUCCAUUGUAACAGGAAUAGAGGCUGUUCGAGGUCCACGCAACAUGGCUGGACAGUGAAAUCAACAUGCGACUGCAUAAAAACUCAACUGAGCACAUUAGCCAUUUCGCUGACGCUAUUCAACUCGGUGCGUCUCCCGAGAGAGGCGUUCAGAUAUGGAGCUGUUCCGUACCUGGUGGUCUACUCGUUUUGGCUGCUCGCAGUCAGUAUGCCAACAACGCUGCUGCAAUUGGCUAUGGGACAGCUAAGUCAACAAGAUCCUGUCGGCGUAUGGAGAGCUGUUCCGAUAUUAAGAGGUAUUGGUCAUUUGAGGCUACUAACAUCAUACGUAUGUUGUGUAUUCAACAUGAUGUAUGUAGCCCUGUCAUUGGCCUUUUUACUAUGGAUAGGAAAAGGCACAUUCCCACUGAAAGACUGUACGAAACUGCACAUAACUCCGCACGGGUAUGAAAACAAAAUGAGUGCAGCUGAAUGUUUUAACUCAACAUUCUUAUCAUCAUUCACAGAUAACCCUCAGUACUUUGGUCUAAUGGCGGUUUUGAUAUUUAUUUUAUGGUUUUUCGUGCCAAUACUUUUAUACCGUCUACACAAAACGCUGAGAAUAUCACUGGCAGUCAUUGCUCCCAUUGUGAUCAUCAUGACAGUUGUUAUGUGUACAUUUCUAUCUAACACCGAGUCGUUAAGAACAAUGUUCGAGUCCUGCGAGGAAUGGAUGCCGAUAUCUCAACCAUAUAUCUGGCACAGUGCAUUGAUACAAGCUUUACUGUCCACUCAAAUUGUAGGUGGUUAUUUAAUUAGUGGAGGGGGAACUGUGUAUAAUUAUUCGGAUGUGAGAUGGGUGUCAACAUCAGUUAUAAUUACAAAUCUGAUAUCUGGCUGGCUGUGGGUUUUGGUGUGGGAGUCAAUUGGUGGUGAUAGCAAGAAGGAUACAAGUUUUAUAGCAAUUCUAGUCUUAAUAUACCAAUCUAAUGUAGCAGGAAGAAGGUCGAAAGUAUGGCCAAUGAUUGCCUUUGGGAUUGUUACUGUGUCUGGCAUAAUAACACUGCUGACUCUCCUGUUCCCAGUAUAUGAUAAACUACACCGUAUCGCUGGUGGUAACUGGAGACUUUUCGCGGCAGCAUCAUCGGCUGUUGGCACCAUACUGACCGUUGCCGUUCUAUCUAAAGGUCUCGAAGUGGCCACUAUUUUGGAUGACUUGGUGUUACCAAUAUUAGCAGUCUUCACUACUGCAGUUGAAGUUGUCGGUUUCGUCUUCAUCUAUGGAUGGUUCUAUCUAGCAGUGGAUAUAGAAUUUCUAACGGGGAAUAAAUUACCUUGCAUUUGGAUUGGAACAUGGUGGACAAGUCCAAUUCUUCUACUGGGUACGACAGGAUGGUGGCUCCGUGGUAUACUUAGAACUACAUGGAGUUAUACACAAACACUAUGGCCUUUGCUCGGAGUAUUCGUGGGGAUAUUAGUUAUCAUGAUUGUAAUGGCAGCCAUAGCUGUUGCUAAGGAGGAACAAUUUAAUUUUGUAACGAAACUAGCAUCGGCUUUCAGUCCAUCCCGGUUAUGGGGCCCCGAGGAGCCAAUGGCGAGAUACGUAUGGAUGUCACAGCGUUACUCUCAUGAAGUUACAAGCUCCGAUAACGAUAUCAACUCCGAACCAGUUAAUUACUCCCAAAUAAUAUUUAGUAAAGACAACGAAAAGAUAAACAACGAUAACUGGGCAAAAAGCAAUAGUAUAUACCAAAGAAAUUUCAAUAGUAUUUAUAACAAAAAUAUAUAUUUAAAUACAAAAGACGUAGAAUACAGUAAUCCAACUAUAUAUACUACUUAUUCUGUACCAAGAGGCAAGAAGAAGAAGAGAGAAGAAGAGAAAUUUCGAUCUCCAAAUGUUUGUAUAGCAAAAAAUGAAAUAGGUGGUCCGUUAAGUUGUAAUUGUAAUAGACAUUUUACGUUAAAUGUACCAGAUUUAAAAAAGAACGAAAUAACAACUAGUCUAUAAAAUUAAUGUCAUUAAUAAAUGUAAGGACAAUAACAAGAGAUCGUUUUGGUUGAACUCUGAAUAAAGAGUUUCAAAUUUCGCUCGGAGUUGCCGUGGCGAUGAAUAAUUUUCAACAAUUGGUGACAGUUGCCAGUGAUAUACUGAGUUUGUGCAGAAACACCAAGUUUUGUUGAUUGCGGUGUUAGUUUUAGGAGUUCAAACGUACAACGAUGGUCUUGCCUAGUCUAAUUUAUUGUUAUGUUAAUCUAGAAUUAUAAAUAAAUAUCAUACAAUUAACUAAUAAAUUAAUAAAGUAAUAAACUGCUUUUAAAUGAGUAAACAUGCAAAUCUUUUGAAUAAGUCCUGCUUUUUAAGUUUGAUUGAAUAACAUAUACCAACACCUUUACCAUUGUAAUAUGCCUUUUUCUGCAUUAUAUAGUAAAUACCUUAUGAGUUAAUCUAGAAUAGGUUUGUUUAUCUCUGUACCCAAUUUUGUUCAAAUCCGUCCAGCUAUUUAAAUUAUGCGUUCAGAAAACUAAACCACAUUUUAUUUAUUUAACUUUAUUGCACCUAAAUAGUGUAAAUGGCUUAAUACCAUAUUGAGUUUUUUAUCAGUUAAUUAUUAACAAAAUUAACAGAAAAUAUAAUUAACGAUGUAGCAUAUUCUUAUUCAAAAUACCUGAAAUAUUUAAUCAGUGCGUGUUGCUAAUGAGGACUUAUGGAACCGAACAUGGUCCUACACGGUUUUCUGUAUCCAAAAGUUUCAAGUUACUCAGCGAGCUAUGAAGAGGACUUUGCUCGAAGUUCUUUGCUAACCAACACCAAUGGGGAAGAAAGGUUCUUAAAGAACGACCUCAUAGGGGUAAACGCAAUGUAAGGCGACUUCUUAUUAGACGAAGUGAGAACCUCAAACACAUUUUAGGGUAUUAGUAGGUGCAGGUAGCUUAGUGACUGUUCUUUGUAUGGGAGUGGCCUAUGUUCAGCAGUGGACAGAUAAUGGCUGGUAUGAUAAUGAUGAUGAUUUUAGUAUUAAUGUAUAACAAACAUCUACACAAACUUUUUUAUUUAUAAUAUUACGAGGAGUUGUAUGAGGAAUAAUACAUUUGUAUUUUGAAAAGUUUGUAAAUCCAUUAAUCCUACUUUUUGUUCUACUCAUUCACUUACAAAAGUCUAGAAUUACAUCUAGUGUCCAUUUUCAUAAAUUUUCAUAGACCUAUUUACAAAGGUGCUUGGAUUCCUUAUUUUAUGCUCAGGCCUCGAGGAGCACGGAGUUCUAGCUUUAUUAUUUUCAUUAAGGACAAAGCGUAAAAUAAUGACCAACACGUGCCUUAUCCUAAUCAAGUAAUGUAAACUGUACUUAAGCGUUGACAGAGAAAAACUUGAAACAUCUUUGAGAGUCAAAAUAUACUAGCCAUCUUAUUUGGUAAACUUAA
This is a messenger RNA of Galleria mellonella (greater wax moth), 3496 nucleotides long. RefSeq names its product sodium-dependent dopamine transporter-like. Gene Ontology annotation, cellular component: membrane. Lineage: Eukaryota; Metazoa; Arthropoda; Insecta; Lepidoptera; Pyralidae. The record is from RefSeq and is a predicted model, not a curated record. Gene Ontology annotation, biological process: sodium ion transmembrane transport. Bases 69 to 2084 code for a protein of 671 amino acids. The transcript has 10 exons.